GUGUGAUUUUUGAAAAAAGCCAGCUCCGCCACCGGUGAACUCAGACCCACCAAUCAUUUGUAGUCUGCACCCACAGCGGCUUUUGAAUCCCUCCUCCUCUUCCCACCUCUUCAAACUCAUUGGCUGCCACCGGAGAAGCGACAAUGUUUAAUGCACCAUGCGGUGUCCGGAGUCCAGUCAGUGAGAGGAAGCGCUCCGAGAGCUCAGGGCUGUCCUACGUGCUGAAAAUAGCAAGCAACGACUCUGCGUGUGUUGUUCAAUAACAUUCUUAAUUUUUUUAAUUCUUUUUUUCACCUGACAGCAGGAGGGACAUUUGAGUCAGAAUGCUGCAUUGUUGCUGACCACCUUCACGGCAGCUGUCGGGACUUUGAUUUGGCUGGGGGACGAUGGACAAGGACAAAAUGCCACUACGGAAACCAGAACUCUGUCCUGUCUCGGCCGAAGGAAGAAAACACUGAAUAUCCUUCAAAGUGACCACUUUGGAUUUACCUCCUCACACAUUUGGAUUUUCUCCCUCUUCACACAGCAUUUCUAACAGUUUUCCAUCCUGGAGAACGGUGACUCACUGCAGGCAGAAGACGAGCCGCUGCAUCUUAAUCAGACAGCGGAGAGGACUUCAGCUCAUUGACAUUACAGUCAUACUUUGGAGCACUUUUUUUUCUUCUCCCCCCUCUUAUUCUCAGCGCGCUGCACUGUAGAGCGCGUGUGCGUCGGAGGCUUGUGGCUUUUCUCCUGGUGCGAAUCGGGAUCCGGGUGGUACCUAUGCUGAAGUGGUUAGGAAAUAAAACUCCAACCCCCGCUGGAAAUGGCUCUUUUUAAUCUUAUUAUUUUCAACUAAAGGAGCAGUUUAUCUCCAGGUGUUAUGAGUGAACACUUGCAAAGACUGUUCUGUUUGGAAACUGGAUCUCGAUUUUUUGUUCAGAUGAGUCUGGGUGCUCAGCUGAAUAUAAAUUAGGCAUUCAGUUCCACCGAUUUCUUGGAGAGGAGGAAAGCAACGCAUCAAAGACAAUCUACAAAUGUCAAGACAUCACAUGAUGACCAGGACUCUUUAUUUUAUCUGUAAUAUUAGGAAUACUAAAUCCAAACGGAAUAUCAACAGGUCGUAAAAAGAAAAGCCUCUGCGCAGAUUUAAGCAGCUGUUACUGAGCGGAGAUGCAUCUUUCUGUUUUCUUUUUCCUCCUCUUGUGGGCUCAAGCCCUGACAUUGAAAAACUUGAAUUACUCUGUCCCAGAGGAGCAAGGUCCGGGGACGGUGAUUGGGAACAUUGCCAAAGAUGCCAGGCUUGGACUCGAACAGACUGGGCAGGGAGGGCAGGGUAAAAAAGCCAACUUCAGGGUGCUGGAGAACUCGGCCCCGCAUCUUAUUGAUGUGGACCCCCAAAGCGGACUCCUGUACACAAAGCAGCGCAUUGACAGAGAAACAUUGUGUAAGAGAAACCCCAAGUGCCAGCUUUCCAUGGAGGUGUUUGCAAAUGACAAGGAGAUAUGUAUGAUAAAAAUAGAUAUUCAGGACAUCAAUGAUAACUCACCUGUAUUCCCUUCAGAUCAGAUCGAUAUUGACAUUUCGGAAAAUGCUGUCCCAGGGACACGCUUUCCUCUGACGAGUGCACAUGACCCUGAUGCAGGAGAAAAUGGCCUGAAAACCUAUCAAAUAACACGCGAUGACUACAAUCUCUUUUCUUUAGAGGUAAAAUCCCGAGGGGACGGGACCAAAUUCCCAGAAUUAGUUAUUCAACGACCGCUGGACCGAGAAGAAAGAAGCCAUCACACUCUUAUUUUGUCUGCCACAGAUGGUGGAGAGUAUCCUAGAUCAGGCACCAUGCAAAUAAAUGUAAAAGUUAUUGAUUCCAAUGACAACAGCCCAGUGUUUGAUCAGCCCUCAUAUGUUGUGGAAAUUCCUGAAAAUUCGCCUCCUGGAAAAGUUCUGAUUGAUUUGAAUGCAACAGAUCCUGAUGAGGGAAACAAUGGCCAAGUGGUCUACUCUUUCAGUGGUUAUGCUCCAGAGAGAAUCCGUGAGCUUUUCUCUAUAGAUUCAAGAACAGGCGUCAUAAAGAUUCAGGGUGAAAUUGACUAUGAAGAGAGUCCAGUUAUUGAGAUUGACGUUCAGGCAAAAGAUCUGGGUCCCAAUCCCAUCCCAGGCCAUUGUAAAGUCACCGUCAAAGUGCUCGACAGGAAUGAUAACUGGCCAUCUGUAGGCUUCGUGUCUGUGAGACAGGGAGCCAUCAGUGAAGCAGCACCCCCAGGCACUGUCAUUGCUCUGGUUCGUGUCACAGACAAGGACUCAGGCAGGAAUGGACAGCUUCAAUGCAGAGUGCUGGGCAAUGUCCCUUUUAAACUUGAGGAAAACUAUGAUAACUUUUACACUGUAGUGACAGACAGGCCCCUGGAUAGGGAGGUGCAGGACGAGUUUAACGUCACCAUUGUAGCCAAAGACAAUGGCAUUCCUCCUCUGAACUCCACAAAAUCUUUCACUGUCAAGAUUCUUGAUGAGAAUGACAAUGUUCCCCGCUUCACUAAGUCAGUCUACCUACUUCAGAUUCCUGAAAACAACAUCCCUGGGGAGUACCUUGGUUCAGUUCUGGCACACGACCCGGACCUGGGCCAGAAUGGCACAGUUUAUUACAGCAUUAUUAACUCUAAUGUAAGUGGGGGUGAUGUGAACACUUAUGUUAACGUAAAUGCAGCAAACGGAGCCAUCUAUGCUGUCAGAUCUUUUAACUAUGAGCAAAUUAAGUAUUUUGACUUUAAAGUUCUUGCUAAGGAUGCAGGAUCCCCACACCUAGAGAGCAAUGCUACAGUGCGUAUCAGUGUUCUGGAUGUCAAUGACAACAUCCCUGUCAUUGUUUUGCCACUUCUCCUGAACGAUACAGCUGAGAUUCACGUUCCACGGAAUGUUGGUGUGGGCUAUAUUGUUACCACAGUCAGAGCUGUGGACAAUGACUAUGGUGAAAGUGGGAGGCUCACCUACGAAAUCUCAGAUGGCAACGAAGAGCAUCUCUUUGAGAUAGAUCCAAUAACAGGGGAAGUUCGAACAGCCCACCCAUUUUGGGAUGAUGUCAGUCCCAUCGUAGAGCUGAUCAUUCGUGUAUCGGACCAUGGCAAGCCAACUCUGACUGCUGCCGCCAGAAUCAUCAUCAAGGCUUCCAAUGGGCGACCUCCUGAUGGACUGCCACACAUUAAAGACAAUCAAAACUGGGACAUGUCACUGCCUCUUAUAGUAACUCUAAGCAUCAUAUCUAUCAUGCUUCUAGCUGCCAUGGUGACGAUAGCAAUCAAGUGCAAGCGGGAAAACAAGGAGAUUCGUACUUAUAACUGUCGCAUUGCAGAGUAUUCUCACCCUCAGCUGGGGAAAGGCAAGAAGAAGAAGAUCAACAAGAACGACAUCAUGCUGGUGCAGAGCGAGGUGGAGGAGCGGGAUGCCAUGAAUGUGAUGAAUGUGGUAAGCAGCCCUUCACUUGCCACCUCUCCCAUGUACUUUGACUAUCAGACACGCCUGCCACUCAGCUCACCAAGGUCAGAGGUCAUGUACCUCAAACCCACUGCCAAUAACCUCAGCGUUCCCCAAAGCCACGUGGGAUGCCACACCAGCUUCACAGGCCCAGUCACCAGCACUACAGACACCCCUACUAACCGCAUGUCCAUCAUACAGACGGACAAUUUCCCCACUGAGCCUAAUUAUAUGGGUAGCAGACAACAGUUUGUUCAAAGUAGUUCAACAUUCAAAGACCCGGAGCGAGCGAGCCUCAGGGACAGCGGUCAUGGUGACAGCGACCAGGCAGACAGCGACCAGGACACCAACAAAGGUUCCUGCUGUGAUAUGUCUGCAAAAGAAGCUCUCAAGUUAAAGGCUUCAGGUGUGAAACCACCACCUUUGGAGCAAGAUGAGGAUUGUGUAAAUUGCACAGAGGAGUGCAGAGUACUGGGUCACUCUGACCGUUGCUGGAUGCCUCAGUUCCCUGCAGGUGGAAACCAGGCAGAAGGUGUUGACUACCGUAACAACAUGUUUGUGCCAGCCGGGAUGGAGACGGUACCUGAGACAGAGACUUAUGAGACUGUCAAUCCCAAUGGCAAGAAAACCUUCUGUACCUUUGGCAAAGAGAGGCGUGAUCACACCAUCCUGGUCGCCAACGUCAAGCCCUACUUAAAAGCAAAACGCGCCCUCAGCCCGCUGCUCCAAGAGGUUCCCUCAGCCUCUAGCAGUCCCACCAAGGGCUGCUCCACAAUGCCUUCCUGCUCUGCAGUCAAAGGCCCAGCCGGGGCUGAAGGCAAACCUCCUCUAGCCAGCUGCUCUGGCCACUACGGGCCUCCUGUUGGUCAGUACCUGUCACCUACCAAACAAACCAGAGACCAAGGGGUCUAUCCACCCUUGCCCUCUUCAGACCCGGUGGCCAAGGUGCUCGCAGAGGCCCGCUCCAGGAUCAGCCAGGAGGCCGCAGGUGAAAUGGAGUGUGUCCUGGAGCAGGUGGAGCCAGAUUCGAGCCGCGAUGGAAUGGACGCUGACCAGGUGGUGAGAGACAUCGACAAACUAUUGCAGGAUUGCAGAGACAGCGAGGCCACUGGCACGCUCAGAAAGUGACAGAGUUGAACUCAUCGUGAGGAAGUGAAGAGAGGAGUUUGUCGCCAUUCGAAGGGCUUUCAUGCCAAAACUCUCACCAAAACACAUUCAGAAGGCUGAAUUGCUCCUGUGAUUGGGGGCCGUUGUCACUGUAAUUGUUGUAGAAAACUAAAAAACACUGGACCAAAAAAUAAAUUAAUAAAAACUUUUAUUAUGUCAGUCAUGCGGCACCAGCUCUGGUGCUCAAACCACCAAGAGACAAAAAAACGGAACUGACGUCUGGACUUUUUGUGAAUUUAUAGACUUUUUGUUAAGCAAAUGGCAGAGGUUUACGCCUCUGGCACCUCACAAAGCUCUUAUCUAAGUGCCCACCAGCUCAUACGUGUGUUGUUCAUAGUCUCUCGUGAAAUCCUGCAUAUCUACGUGUGUGUAGGUGGAUAUCUGUUUCUUGUGUGCUGGACACUGAAAGUGAACGAAAAAGGACUAUUUCUGGUCAGACAUGACAAUCGAUGCGGAUGAAGAGAAACAAAAGGUUAAUCUGUUCGGGACAGCGAAAGACCGAAAUACACAAUAAACCUUUAUCUUGUUUUGAGUUUAAUGUACUGUAGGUGUAGCAUGGAACCAGAGCUGUACCGGAGGAAACGUGAUCGGGGGCGUGUUCUCGUGGGGGCGGGGUUGUUACGGACCUGGAGCUGCUUCGGUUCUCUGCUGCAGGAGAAUUACUAACAGUGUAAUUAUGUUUCACCUGUCAUAUGUAACUACAUGUGUAAGCUGUGUCUGUCUCACACCCCUAUUUAAAUGUUGCUGAGCAAUGUAGUCGCACGCACCGACGUUACACACGUGCACUACACUUUAGCGGAAACACACGGUGUUGCAUUUACAUGCACCGCACACACACACAUCAAAAACACUCAGCUACCCAUCUGUGGAACCGUCUUCUACAUGCACAUCAUCAGCUUUUAGUCCCUUGUGUACAGUGAACUAUCAUGUGUGUGACUAUGCUGUAAGGCGAUCAAAAGUUGUAUAAAAAGGGACAUUUUUUUCCUCAACUGUGAAAAAGACAAUAUCGAUAUGACGAUAUAGAUGACUGUAUGUAAGAAUUCAUGUAUAGUGCCCAAAUAUCAACAGAAUAUUUAUACAUUUUAUUAAAAAAAAUGUUUUAAACGUGAGGAAAUGAGGCAUCUCAGCAGAAAGCGUCCUGUGGCUGGAGGACAAAGAACUUCAAAAGGACACUGCCAUUGUUUCGAUGAGAAAUAUAUCCAAAUCUAUGAAUAAACGAGAAAAUGUCCCUUCACAUUAUCACUAUACAUAAUAUCAUUAUGUGUGUGUAUAUGUAUCCAAUUUAGAUGUGUUUACAUCAAAAAACUGACAUAUUUUUUAUUGAUUUUACUGCAAUUUUUGUGCAUUUGAGCCAAAUUGUUAUGUGUACAAAAACUAUAUUGUGUAUUUUAUUAAAUUAAUAUAUUGUUGUGUUGCAAUAUACAUGGGCUUAUAUUGUAUUUGGCAAAAGUUGCCUUAGUAGCUGUCGAACUCUGUGAGUUUGCUUUAGUUUGGGUUUUCGUUAGGUGUUUUUUUUUUUCCCUCCAAUCUCUAAUUCUGCAUCUUUGCAGGCUGGCUUCAGUGCUUUUGAGACGUCGCCUCUUUUUAACCCUGAUCUAGCUGGAUCAGAUACAAAUAACUGUUAAUAAGAAGCGUCAAUGAGCCAGCUGAUCUACAAUACAAUUCAAACCAACUACAAAAAGCAACAACCACAAGAAAAACAGUUUGACUAUUUUUACUGAGCAAACAUUUUAUAAGGCAGCUAUUUUCUUUAACAAUAACUAGUCUGCAUAUUUUCUGUUCAUUAUGUUUCUACUUUUUUUUUCCCAAAAACAAAAAAAAAGAACAGAAUAGAAACCUGCCAUAUGUAAAGUGGAGUGGUUUCCUUGGUGAUCAUGAAACUGCCUUACUGUCUCUGCAGAGAGCUUGUUGUAUCUGUGGAGCUUUGUGACUGCUUCUAAAAGCCCCGGUCCACCAGAAUGUGCAUUUUCUACUAAAGGACCAAAAGAGGUUCUUUCGCAGCAGUCCGUGUUGUUUAUGUAUGUUCUCCUUCUCAAUACAUGUUAGAAGUCUCUUACUUUGCAGUGAAAAAAUAGAAAAAAACCUGACAUCUGAAAUUCUCUCUGAAGUUGCGCUGGAGUUGAUGUCUUAGCUGGCUAGGUACACGGUUUAUAACCAGGUGUCUUCGCAUUCAGGAUUUCUUAGUAUUAAAAAUGAAAAGAAAAGAAAAGAUUUAUUUUUGAAAAUUUUGGCACGUUUCGGCCACUUUCUGAAAUAUUAGCGGGAGGGACUUUUUCUAACAAUCCCUUGGGUUAAAGUACACAGAACAGUAGGCUUCUUGCAUUGUUUGGGAAAACGUGACCACAAUCACCAAAUGUAUAUAACCUGCAGCCAUGAGAGGGAACAGUGACUUGCACCCGUGUGGCUCCUAGAUAAGACUCAACAAGCAUUUAAACAGCUUUUUUUCAUGUAGUUUUGUCACAUUUACGUGUUUCCGGCUUCUUUUCUCAUGCUGCAUGUUUGGAUGUUUUAUCAGUUUCUUUUUCUAUCCCUCUGACUUGUUUUGCAUUUUGCUAUGCAUUGCCUACAUCUCUUUGCUUCAGCGCUUUGCUUUCUCUCCGAAGGGGCAAAGUAAGUGUUGCUCUUUCAUCUGAAAAGUAUUUGGUUUACAUUUACGCUAUUUUUUUUUGUUUUGUUUUGUUUUGUUCUGUGGGAGAAGGCAGCAUCUGUUUUUAGACGAGGCUUAGAGGCUCUGACGGAGGAGGGAAAAUAUUUGUAUUCCUUUUUAAAAUGAGAGGGUUUUUUUUUUGUUUUAUCGUGAAAUAUCUGGAUGAAUCAUGCAAGGUUUCUCAUUCACAUCAGGCAAACAGCACAAACGGUUAAAAAGUGCAGCACUUCUGCUUUGAUCCUAAAAGAAAUGCCGUUGCACACGCUCAUGAAAAAAACACCAAUGCAUUUAAGCAAUGCUCUGCCUUUCAUGUAAAUUCAUAACCUCUGAAAAUAAAAUAAAGGCUGAAAGAGAAGACAAAACACCACCAAGACAAAUGUGGCUCCUCCAUAUUUGUCUUCAUGGAUUUUUCUUCUUUUUAUCUUACUUUGCUCAGUCUUCAUGCUAGAAUAGACACUUUGCUUUGCUCUGCGUGCAUGUGUGUGUGUGUGUGUGUCGUCACUUAAUUCCUUUUCAUGCUCCUAUUGUUUGACAAAAAUAUAGAAUAUUUUCUCUUCUUUCUGUCACCUUUCAAUUCCACCUUAAAUGAACCCUCUAUUGUUGUGAUAUUUUUUGUCAUCACUUACAGCCAGGUUCAAAGGUCAUUCUGGUGUUUUUUUAUUUUAUUUUAUUUUUUUCUGUUUCUUAACUCUGAUUCUGGAUGCCACAAACGGUCACUGUCACGAUUCAAAGCACUGUCCCCUCUAAUGGUGUUCUCUGGGCCCGGCCGCCGUCUGCACGCUCUCAAACUGAGGGUAAGGAAAUGAGCUGGGCCCAGUCAACAGAAGGAAUUCUCUAAAGCCAUGGCCCCUUUCUCAGGCUGUUUGCUGUUUAAUAGAGCAGAGGCUACUGUUCAGGCCAACACAUAGUUUGGCCUCAGAAGUUAAGAGAUUGAGCAUAAUGUGAGGUCUCUCAUUAUUGUCUAAUUAAACACUGGCAUCACACACUGUUGGCAGUGCACUACUCAAGCCUAGAGUGUGAUUUUUUUUUUUGCCCACUUGAGACUUGUUGGCUUUACCAAGCUAUUAGGAAAGGGCCUUGUUGAAUGUGGCUAACCACCUCUGGUCUAUUACUCACACUGAUGCAAGUGCACACAGACUCAAGACAGUCACUGCGACACACACUCAAACACACACAUGCUAUUUAUACGGACAAUAUGCCUUUUUGGUUGGUUUAAACAAGCACCCGAUGAUGUCAGUGUUGUCUCUCUGCCCUCGGGCCCACACUGACAGCAUAGGGCUCCUCCCUACCGCGGGGCAGCUGGUGAAAAGACCAGACAUUUUUAUUUGUAUGAAUAUUUCAACUGCUAUUGUCUAAAGGCUGUGUUCAUUGUGAUCUAUCUGAAGAAAAAAUAAAAACAUCAAAAGAUCAAAUAAAAAGGAAAUAACUGA
Molecule: messenger RNA, 8691 nt
Organism: Nothobranchius furzeri (turquoise killifish)
Lineage: Eukaryota; Metazoa; Chordata; Actinopteri; Cyprinodontiformes; Nothobranchiidae
Gene: pcdh17
Product: protocadherin 17
Biological process (GO): homophilic cell-cell adhesion
Cellular component (GO): plasma membrane
Molecular function (GO): calcium ion binding
Source: RefSeq, a predicted model, not a curated record